AUGUAUGCGACAAUCUCGCCAAUUGUAGUGCUCAACGACUCCACGCGGAUUCUUGCUGACCUGUUUUAUCGCCUAUCAACGUUCAAGGGUGAGUUCGGCUUCCGUGUCUCGCUUCGCCUGGGUUACCUCAAAGACCCUAUGCCUAUGCUUUCCAACUGUAUUUUUCACCAAAAGUGCUACAGGGAGACAACACGUGUCAUUGGGGAGACAUAUAAACUGCUGGAGGUUCUUCCAGCGUCUGUUUUUGAGAAGCUUCUCUAUGCGUUUAUAUUCCCUGAAAAGCCUGCCCCUGCACCGAGGGCAGGCUCCUCUGUUCUAAAGCCAUCAGACCUACCUCCCUUCGACCUUAAUUUUAGGCGUAGCAUGCAAUCAGAGCUUAAUUCUGUUAUAGUUACAGAGAACCAUACUGACGGCGUUCUUACGCAUAAAUACAUUCAGCAUGAAUUUUUUUCAUCGACACUUGUCUGCGGUGGUGCCACACGCCUCUUAGUCGAACAAGUUGUCGAAGACACCCGUGCAAUCUCGGCCAAUACCUGCGAAGUUUAUAAGUGGUCGCGCUGCAUACGUCUAGGAGAUACACUCAAGGAUAGUGACCUUCUAGCACAACUGCCUUUGCAGUUGGUGUUCGAACUUGAGGAAACAACCUUCGAGACUCGCUACCUUUUCAGAGUAGAAGUUCUGCAGAUUGAUGAACUUUUGGAGGUAGGAUCCCGUGAGCUUAGUAAUAUAGACUACGAAGCUGAUAUUCAAGCGGCUCAAAAAUGUCUUACAGAGACUCUUUUCUGGAAGUACGCCGACGCCAUCUUACGACUUCAGGCAGGCGUGGACAGAAUUCUCAGCCUUAGCUAA
Molecule: messenger RNA, 849 nt
Organism: Giardia duodenalis
Lineage: Eukaryota; Fornicata; Diplomonadida; Hexamitidae
Exons: 1
Coding region: 1-849 (282 amino acids)
Source: RefSeq, a predicted model, not a curated record